AUGAAGCUAUCGCUCCUCCUCACCUCGCUGGUCACCUUCACCAUGGCUACCGCCUACAUGGACGUCAAUCCCCCGGCCAGCACCCUUGCCGAGCGCUCGCACACCGGUGAGCUAGAAGACUGCUUCACCAACGCCGAGUGUAUGCAGAAGGGUCUUCCCCUCCGAGCUCCGCGCCGUCGAGGGCGGAAUGAGGCUCGUGCGCCUAUGGUCUCUCCCAUUCCAGUGACAGGCAGGCUGCAAGUGUUCGACCAGUCGGGCGCAUCUAUGGGCUUCGUUUCGGCGUCUCGGAACGCUUACGGAGAGUAUGGAGUGUCGACCUCCAAUCCGCUUUUCGUCACUCUCAACCGGGCGACUAGUGGCUCUCAGGACGUCAUGACUGUUCGGUCGGCUGUAGGGUACUCCAACCUCGCGGCCGUCGCCGGGUUCGCCAAUACCAACAAUAACUUCGGGACCGGGUCAUUCAACUACGCAUAUUUGAGCGGCUCGAACAGUCAGACUCCUGUCGGCUCCAGGCCCGUGUCCCUUCCCAACAGCUUCUCUGACGCAUCUGCGUUCAGUACCCAGAGGGAGCUUGAAUCAGCGAUCUUCCGGUACAAUCCAGUCACCAUGGCGGUCACCCCACACUGGAUCAACGCGGACGGUUCGGCUCCGGCUACUUUCUUUGUAUUCGUCCCCUCCGACGGUGGCUUCUUGGCUUUGACGGGAGACGUAGCGAGCUUCCGCAGUACCUUUGGUACAGGUUCCCAAGUCACCAUGAAACUCGUCAUCUCAUAG
Molecule: messenger RNA, 774 nt
Organism: Dioszegia hungarica
Lineage: Eukaryota; Fungi; Basidiomycota; Tremellomycetes; Tremellales; Bulleribasidiaceae
Exons: 9
Coding region: 1-774 (257 amino acids)
Source: RefSeq, a predicted model, not a curated record